Molecule: messenger RNA, 3956 nt
Organism: Paramormyrops kingsleyae
Lineage: Eukaryota; Metazoa; Chordata; Actinopteri; Osteoglossiformes; Mormyridae
Product: dual specificity protein phosphatase 8-like
Biological process (GO): peptidyl-tyrosine dephosphorylation; negative regulation of MAPK cascade
Cellular component (GO): cytoplasm
Molecular function (GO): protein tyrosine/threonine phosphatase activity; MAP kinase tyrosine/serine/threonine phosphatase activity; MAP kinase tyrosine phosphatase activity
Source: RefSeq, a predicted model, not a curated record
UUUCCCCUCGGAAUCAUGACUUCAUCAGAAGCCAUGGAUGGCCCGGCUCAGUGUCUGCGGCCGUCUUCCGUGCCACGCGCCCUGGUGCUUCCUGGAUCCGUGCCAGCGGCGACGGGAAGGCAGCAGCGCCGGAUGAUAGAUGCCCAGCAGCUGGCCCGGCUCCUGCAGCAGGGCCUGGGCCGCAUGCUGCUCAUCGACUGCCGCACCUUCUCUGAGUACAACGCCUCGCACGUGCUCAGCUCCAUCAACAUCUGCUGCUCCAAGCUGGUCAAGAGGCGCCUGCAGCAGGACAAAGUGUCGGUCGGGGAGCUCCUACAGCCUGGGGCCAAGGUGAAGCUGGACCUGGGCAGGAAGCAGGAAGUGGUGGUGUACGACCAGAGCACCCAGGACACCAGCGUGCUCACCAAAGACAGCUUUGUCUACAUUCUCCUGGGCAAGCUGGAGGGCAGCUUCCACAGGGUGUCCCUGCUCACAGGGGGUUUUGCGGCCUUCUCCUCCUGCUUCCCCGGCCUCUGCGAGGGCAAACCCACUACCAUCCUUCCCAUGAGCCUUUCUCAGCCCUGCCUUCCGGUAGCCAACGUGGGUCCCACGCGCAUCCUGCCCCACCUCUACCUGGGCUCACAAAAAGACGUCCUCAACAAGGACCUGAUGGCUCAGAACGGUAUCACCUAUGUGCUGAAUGCCAGUAACACCUGCCCAAAGCCCGACUUCAUCUGUGAGAGCCACUUCCUGCGGGUCCCCGUCAACGACAGCUACUGUGAGAAGCUCCUGCCCUGGCUGGAGAAGACCAACGACUUCAUCGACAAAGCCAAAGUGUCCAACGGUCGAGUCAUUGUCCAUUGUCUGGCGGGAAUUUCCCGGUCGGCUACAAUCGCCAUUGCUUAUAUUAUGAAAACAAUGGGCCUGUCAUCAGAUGAUGCUUACAGGUUUGUGAAGGACAGGAGGCCCUCAAUAUCACCAAACUUCAACUUUCUGGGUCAGCUGCUGGAGUUUGAGAAGGGCCUGAAGCUCUUGAAGGCCUUGUCCUCAGUCCCCGGGAAGAACUUGAUCGAUCAGCUCGAGGAGGACCGUGAGCGUAAGCCCCAGGAAGGCAGUGGCAGGAGCACUCUUCUGGAGAGCAGACUCCAUGACGCGGAGCCUAGGGUCCAGGAGAUGGAACCCAAAGCUUCUAGCCCUGCCUCGCUCCAGCAGGGUCUCAAUGGCCUGCACUUGUCGUCAGAGCACAUCCUGGACACCAGCCUCCUGAAGCGCUCUUUCUCCCUGAACAUCCACUCUGCCUAUAACCCGAGCCCCGGGCCCAGAGAUGCCUCCAGCGUGGACAGCGAGCUCGUGGAUGCAAAGAAUGUGCCCAAGCUCUGCAAGCUGGACAGUCCGGGCAGCCUCAACGGCAUCUGUCCAUUCUCCCCAGUGACGGACAGUCCAGCCCUGCUGGAAUCGACAAGCAGCGGGGAAUCCUGGACGCGGCAGAAAUGGAAAGGCGAAAGCGAGGGCAGCAUGGGCAGCUUGUCGACACAGACGCUGAGCCUGAGCGUCGGCCGAGGCGAGGCCCCCCAGAAGAGCCCUGGCCUGGGCAGGAACCUGAAGGCCUCACUGCUCCUCAGCCUCCCCGGCUUGGGCUCCGGCCAAAUGUGGACCAAGCACAGGGACCCGGCACAAGCCACCACCCCAGACACGCCCACGGGAGACGGCCCGUGGUAUCUGGGCACUGACUCACCGGCCGGGGGGAGCAGCGUGCGUUUCGGGAGCAGCUCGGCCUACGUAGCCUUUAGCUGCAGCGGACUCCCCGGCGGCCGCGAGCCAGUGUGCCUGCGCGAGAAGCCGGGCCAGCGGCGGGAUUCCCGGGGCAGCUGGCACGAGGACACCCCCGGCGGCGCCUCCGACAAACAGUUCAAACGUCGCAGCUGCCAGAUGGAGUUUGAGGACGGCAUGGCUGAGGCCGGCACCUGCGAGGAGCUCGCCAAGAUCAGCAAGCAGUCCAGCUUCUCGGGCAGUAUGGAGAUCAUCGAGGUGUCCUGACAUACCAGCCUAUGGACAAGAACUGUCUUCUUGUGGAGGGGGAUGGGGUGGGGGAGGGAGAGGAGCAAAUGGGUUUAUUUAUAACAUAGUUCUAUUUUUUGUUAGUUUUGUUAGCAUUUUUGGCUCGAAGGAAUCUGAAAGAGCGGCGUUCCUGCUUUGUCUCUUAGCACAAGUGUGCAGAAGCCUAAAAUGACAAUGACACUGGCUGUCACUGAUGCAUACUGUAAAUCGCACCCCCUACAGAUCGCUCGCCUUCUGCAGGGAAAUCCGCAUGCUUCCCUCAGAGCAAAGGGGGACCCCCUUCUGCAGGACCGUGAAGGAAGCUUUGAUCUGGCUUUCAUUGUGUAACUGGUUGUGUCAGGCAGUGACACAUGUCACGUUGACACGGGUGAGCCUGGCUGGGGACAGAACGUAAAUGAAGGACUCUGUGCUGGGCAGGCCGCAAGCUAGCUAAAUGGCAGCGAGCAUGUGGCAAAACACACAUAGAGCGCAUAUGCAUUUAAUAAAUGCGAACGCGACGGAUUCUUCCAGCAAUGCCCGGUGGGCGGCCGCGCCGCAGAACUGACAAUGCCACCGGUGGCUUGGAGGGCACCUGUGAUGUGCUUGUGAGCGCUGAGCAUGCUGGGAAAUAACCCUGUGACCUUGUAGGUGGUGAGGUCACACGCGUGUAGUGAGAGAGUGCAUGUGUGCGUGUGUGUCACAGCGCUGUUAAUGCGCCUUUCUUGAUAAUUCAUUUUAAUUUACUUUAUUUGUUCAGUCAGCGAGAAAAACUAUAUAAAUAUGGUGAAAUCAUGACGGUUUAUUUCGGGUGUUUUUGAAACCAGAAAUAUACAAACUCAACUCAAGCAAUACUUUUAAUUAUUUUUUUGAUUCCUUUUUCUCUGUGUAACCAAGAUGGACUUUAGGGAUUUAGAUAACUUCUAGCAAUAUCCCUAAAACAAAAAUCCCAAUGGAAAUAACUGAUACACGUACCCCUUCUCACCUAAUCUUCAAAGCAUGCAUUUUCUUCUGGGAGAUUCAGAUUAAGGAUGAAUGACAAACCUUAUACAUGUGACCUUAGAGCGUUAUGAGAGAUUUAUGGAUUUUAAUGAAAAUGAAUUAGAGCACAUUAUUUAAGCUAAUUAGUGCACAUUUAUUCUGGGGGCUAAAGGAUGUUUUAGGGGAACUAAAACGCCCCUAAAGCAGCGAUGCUCUGGUUCUGAUCUGUGUAACUUUCCCAUGCAUCUUUAAAAUGAACCUGAAAUCUUGAAUGGACCCUGACAGCACAUUUUAAUCAGAACAUGCUGUGGUGUCUUUUAGCCCUGUUGUCGGUGCAAUACGAUGCUAUAGAACACCUUGGAUCCCUGCUCCACAGAGCGGCUUCCAGCAAGCGAUGCUACGUUACUCACUCGUGUUCAGCUCUGCCGUAGAUAGAGUAUUUUGAUACAGAAUAAAAUCAGCCCCCAUUUUGGCCUUAUUAUCCCUUUCAUUAUUCUUUCUUUAUGAAAAUGCACGAGGAAAGGAUUUUAUCAUUACUAAAGUGAAUGCAGUUACUCAAAUAUAUAAAUAUAUAAAUAUAUAAAUUUAUUUUUGAUCCUGGUUGCAUUUUCAAAUGACGACCUUUGACCUUCUGUUUGUGCUGCUGAAAAUUCAGACUUUGAUUGACUGUGUGUCAUUUUUCCUUUUUCUUUUUUCUUUUCUUUUCUAAGUAUUUUGAAAAACAUUGUUGUUACCAUUAUUAUAAUUAUUAUUUAUAACCUAUGUAAUGAAAUGAUGCAGAUUGUCUUGAUUAUAAUAAAUUGUCAUUAUUGAUUUUUAUCUUGUUGUAAAUUGCAAUGUAAUUUUAAAGGAAAAUUCUGAUACCUUUGGCUGCUUGAUGCAAAAUACCUCAGGUUAAACUGAAAGGCUUUUCCUUCCCUUGUACCUGUUUUGUGAAAAUGAAACAAAAACUCAAGCAAAAA